AUGCACGGGGCGGUCCCGGCGGGGAAGAUAUUUUAUCGAAAUAUGGCCGAAAGAAAAGCUUUUAAUAUAAUAAAAGCUGUUCCAGUUGUCGGCCAUGCGUAUGGUGCUGUACGAGGUGUUGUUUAUGCAGCAAAAGGUGACAUGCACGAAGCAAAGCACUCCGUUAUACUGGACUUAGCAGAUUUAAAUCCAUUAAGAGUACCAAAAAAUCUUGCACACGGCAUUGCAAGUGUAACGAAUGAUCUUGAUGUAGGUGCUUGGAUCGGAAGACGACCUGUUGGUAAACAACCUCUUGGUCUUAAUAUCAGUCCUGGUAUCGAUGGAUCUCAUUGGUGUAUUCAGAUCAAUGGAAUAAUUUAUCAAUUAGGUUUGGAUAAAGAUCAUGAUAUUAAAAUUCGUGUAAGUUCAAAAAGCGAAAAGAGUUCAUGGUACGAACGUGAUUGUAAGGCAUUCUCAUGGUAUCUUAUCCAAAAAGACCUACCAUACUCUGAUCCAGAAGGAUUAAGAAAUUACGCAAAGUCGUUCGAAGAUUGCGAAUAUCGAGCAUUAAUCCCAAUGGGUGGUAAAAUGAACUGUCAGUCGUUUGUUACCAGAAUGUUUGCAACAGCUGCUAAUAUAUCAGUUGAAAAAGCACGAAGUAUUAUUCUUCUUUUCAUACCAAAUCUUUUAUUUUAA
Molecule: messenger RNA, 675 nt
Organism: Didymodactylos carnosus
Lineage: Eukaryota; Metazoa; Rotifera; Eurotatoria; Philodinida; Philodinidae
Source: the annotation of a GenBank genome assembly